AUGUCUGGUGUUGAAUGUGGGUCUGAAUGUACAUUUCCUAAGUUCCUCAUAAGUGCUAUGGACGAGGAGACCGGACUUUUGAAACCCUGGAAAACCAAAACGCACUGGUUCCAAAUCAGUACCAACCCCCAAAUACAACAACUCAGUGAAAUUUACGUCACGGGCUCUGACAUGUGGCAGAUCCGACAAGAAUUCUAUAGGACAUGUGAAUCAAAGUCCAGGCGACUCUCCAAUAAAAUUACGUCGUCAGAAAGAUGUGGCGAGAAAACGUUGUCCUACAACCGGACGUGUCUUACCGUGGACUCGGCAAACGAAACCGCCGGUCUCUACACGUACCGACUGCUGGAACAGCACGUCACAGGAACAAAAUAUGUCUGCAUGUCAUUCCAGCGACGAAGUGAGGGCGUUGUUACAGUAAGGAAAGGUCCAAUCAACGGGAGAAAUGUUCCUAGGUUGUGUGACAACGACAAAAUGGUGUUCGACGAAUGGCCCUGGAUUGCCACUUGGAAACCAUCGGCGUACACUUGUCCUAUUUCUGGUGGGUUUUCACUGAGGGUCAUAAGUGGGCUUACAAUGAAGGAUACAUGCGAAAAUGAAUGGAGGAACUCUUCUGUUGAAGUAGAGUGUAGCAAGGGUGGUGGUAUAGUCUUUAUUGCGCCAGUGAAGAGUGAAUGCAAUCCAUUUUCAAAGACCAGUUCUGUAACGACUCUACAUUGUUGGGCUGGUUGGAAGCAGAGGAAUUUUACAUACAUGAUAGUAUCAGCCCAAAAAGAAGCUGAUUACCACAACGAACCACAAUUCUGCAUUCGCUUUCCCAAUACUCUUUCUGAGAAUUUUGAGGCAUUCGUGUAUGUCAGUGUUAUAUGCCCUACAGACAGGGAUGGGCUUGCACCACCUGGUAUCAACUAUUUUAAGCUUAAAAUGAGGAAAAUAAACAACGCAGUAUGUCAAGAUGACAACGAAGUAGAAUGCAGCAAGUUAAAAGAUUCCGGAAUGUGUGACCAUCCUAAAACAGGAUUUUAUCGACAUUGUCUAAAGACCUGUGGAGAAUGUGAUGAAAAUUCAGCUUCACGGAAGACGUGUUCAUUCAGUUCAAAAUUGUAUGGAAAAUGGAAGCUAAUUGAGCGAAACCGAUUUGAGAAAGUUGUCAUAAACUCCUCUCAUGUCGAUUUUUCUGAGAUGGGGGCGUUCCAGUGUUAUCAAAGGACCCCAGACGAGCACCAGUAUACGGUCACCACAGCUUAUAAUAACGGAUGCUCCAAUAGGUACUCAUGCAUCGAAUUAGAAAGACUUGGCAACAAUAUUCUUCGAUACAGAAUUGGUCCUAGUGUUCGAGAGAACCAACCAUACGAGUCUCUGUGUCAGUUUAGGGACGACGAAUACCCCCUACUGGAUACUUACCGCAGUAGUGCUAGGAAAACACUUAUAUAUGAUGAUGGUUUACUGUUUGGAUCAUACUGUGGGUUUGAAGGACGGUUUAUGUUUAAUGGUACCUAUGGUGGACGGCAGUGUUUAGGAAUGAUCUCAGAUGUAGAUCCCAAAACAUGUAACACAGUGACCACUCUAACAGUCCACGGCAAAGAUUGUCAGGGAAUCAAUGAAGCCAAACAAUACCAGUGUUUGCAAUACAUUUACAACACAAGUUCGUUGUUUGAAAAGUAUCUUAUAACAAAAUCAAAAGAUGAAGCAGAGGAAUACAACUGUUGGGUUAAAUACAGUACUUUUGAAUACAAAUACGAUUUUCCUCAGCAAGUGAUCUACAAAAUGCCCACCCCACAGUGUGGAAUGUUCACAAAUGUCCUAGCUCAUCACGACAGACAAGCAGAUGCAGAACUGUUUUUAAAAGUAAAAGAGCCAUGUCAAACGAGAUCUAAUGUAAAAAAUCAACCCACUGUCAACUCAAGUCCGUCUACUGUACCAUACCAGCCUGACAGCCUAGGAGCAGUGGUUCCGAUUCCUCAGACUGUCGACAGUUAUUAUAGCAUAGCAUCUCGGUUCACACAAUGCACACAUCUCUACUUGGUCUUAGUUUUCUGUUCUCUUGGACAAGCAUUGCGUCAAGUUCUCAGGUGACAAAACGCCAUCAGGAUCAUAAAAAAACUAAUUUAACUUAAUAUGGCAUUCAACUUGGUACUCCAAUUUCAUUUCAGCUAAAAUUUGUUCGCGAUGGCAAAGUACAAGGUUUACCUGAUGUCACGCAAAAAAAAAAAAAAAAAAAAAAAAAAAAAAAAAAAAAAAAAGAUCAAAGGAGCAUCAUUUUGAUAUAUGCUAUUUGUACUCGACUUCCCGAUCUAAAUGCUAAUUUAAGUCAACAUAAAGAAGCAAUGAUCUGGAAUUUUAUAACUAUUUGUAUCAUUUUUCUCAAAUAUCGCUUCCUCUUGGGCAAACUUCGAUAACCCGGAUAUUGCAAUUCUGUCAGAUCCGGUUUCAUUGACAUCUGUGCCAAUACUUUGAUACUGCUUCAAAAAACAUUCUUUGAGGAUGCUAAAAUGAAGGGAUGAACUUUCAUUGUAAAUCCUAAAUCACGUCAUCUAGCAAAAAGUUACGAAGAAAAACCGGAUGUUUUGCAUCGACCUAUAUUAUGCAAUCGAUACCAUUUUUCUUUUUAUGUAUAUAUUAAUGGUGAUAAUUAUCAUCACGUUUGUUUGAAUGUGCAACUGCCAUGUUUUGUUCUGAAAUACCAUUUUCACAAACAGAUAAAUAAAAAUAAAUUAUGUA
Messenger RNA from Saccostrea echinata, 2718 nucleotides. RefSeq lists its product as uncharacterized. The transcript is spliced from 16 exons. The coding region runs from base 1 to 2073 and encodes 690 amino acids. NCBI's taxonomy places the organism in Eukaryota, Metazoa, Mollusca, Bivalvia, Ostreida, Ostreidae. The record is from RefSeq and is a predicted model, not a curated record.